CGGCGGGAUGACAAACAGAAUGCGAGAGAAUCGAAGAGAGGAGAAUGAAAAGAGGGAAAAUUUGCAUUUGAGCGGGGAGCGAGGGACGGGUGGCGCGGGCGGGGGAGGAAACAGGGAAAGUGACUGCUUGCGCGUUGGCUCUUUGCCCUGAGCUCCGAAUCGAGCUACUCCAGCAAACAGUCGAGAAAUAAAGAGGAGGAGAAAAAGGAAAACAAACGGUUGAAAAGUUGGGGUUGAGGGGAAAAAAAAGAAUUUGGCUGUUGCUGGGUGUAAGGACAGGUGCUGCUGGGGAUGGCUGAUCGAUGGUCUGGAUUGUUUAAUACGCCGCUGAAUAAGGAUCUCAACUGAGUGGCGCGCUUUAGGCGAUCAUCAUCUUCCGAUUGAUGACAUGUUCAAAGCUUUGACAGCUGCACGUGCUGCCCAGACCGAAGGUGGGCGAGGGCGCUGCCCAGAGCAGCGGUCGGCUCGCACGGGGCAAAAGAGCGCUCAGGCCUAGCCAGUUGAGCAACCGCGAGGGACGGGUCCGCCGGUGGGAGCGGCCACUCCCGCCAGCCAGCCCAGCAAACCUGAGAGCGGGGAACCGCGAGCGCACGUGCGUGCCUCCUUGUGUACUCGGGCCGAUAUCGUCGGGGAGAGAGAGAGAGAGAGAGAGAGAGAGAGAGAGAGAGAGAGAGAGAGAGAGAGAGAGAGAGAGAGAGGGCCGAUUUUAAUGAGCAGAUGAAUUCUGAGCCGAUGGGAGGAACGACGAUCAUGAGCCUUUUCAGAGGCGGAAUGGUGGGAGAACGGCGGAAGCUUCUAGGAGAGGUGCCGUCGCCUUGUACCAGCCAAUUGUCUGCAGAUGGCAGGGUGAACAUGAGAAAGGAAGGAGUUCACUGUUGAUCCGUUUGCUGGUCCAAAUCUGGAAAGUGCCGAUGCGAAAGAGAAUUCGUCGGUGCCUGAAGGGUUAAAAUGACAAAACCCAACCGGUCCCGGCUUUACCCGCAGCUGCAGCGCGAGAGAAGAAGCGCCACCGGUUCCACCUCCAGCCCAGGGUCGCAGGGAUAUACCAGUAUCAACAGGAUAUAACAGGAGGACAUAGCAUAUGACAUGGCCAGACCACCCGACGACUAUCUCUAACUGAAAGGCAACAAAGUGCCGCAUCAUCAUCAUCAUCAUCAGAAGAAGAGUAGUAUUGGUAGGAGGAAGAAGAAUAGCAGUAGUAGUAGUAGUAGUAGUAGUAGUAGUAACGCGAGUGUUCGGGGUGUGUGUGAGGAGAAGCAGUGGGUUUUGGAAGGGAAAAUGGGUGAGGAAGGGAAUGAGAAGUUGGAGAAGGUGGUGAGGAGAGUGGUGGCCAUAUCUUGUGGGGCAAGUCAUUCGGUGGCACUUCUGACCGAUAAUGUAGUUGUUUCCUGGGGAAGAGGUGAGGAUGGACAACUCGGCCAUGGCGACGCUGAAGAGAGGAACACACCUCACGUCAUUGCACCAUUAGAAGACAGCGAGGUAUCCACUAUCACCUGCGGAGCUGAUCACACCGUCGCUUACUCCAAGACACGAAAAAAAGUGUAUAGUUGGGGAUGACGUGGUGUAGCAGAUGGAGUCUUGGUCUACGACGUGCAGAUGAUGUCGCAGACCACGUCUCAACUUCAAGUUGGUUUACGACAUGCAGAGGUGGUCUACGACAUGCAGACGUGGUAUAUCAGAUGGAGUCUUGCUCUAUGACAUGCAUAGGAUGUCAGACACCACGUCUCAACUUGGUUUACGACAUGCAGAGGUGGUCUAAUAUAUGGAGUCGUGGUCUACGACACGUCUCAACUUGGUUUACAACAUGCAGUCGUGGUCUACGACAUGCAGACACGUUUUAGCAAUUGGACU
Molecule: messenger RNA, 1851 nt
Organism: Chara braunii
Lineage: Eukaryota; Viridiplantae; Streptophyta; Charophyceae; Charales; Characeae
Source: the annotation of a GenBank genome assembly